UCAUCUACAAUAAUUACCACGUUCUAUUUUGAGACCUGAAGAUUGCUUGCGCUAAAGAAAGCAAACUAUUGAUCUUCAAAUCUCCCAUCGAUGGGCUCGCAGUGCAGUACUGUAGAUGAGUUAUUUCUAAACCUGAACAACGCUGCAGCUUAUCAGACAUGGUUUCUCAUUACAUCUGGCUCUCUCUCCCAUCUUUAGUUAAUGCCUUUGAAAAACCAGGUACAUCACCCAUCAAUGGAAGUUUUGAAGGAACUCUUGGAAUCCCCAACAUCUCGAGUUUCUUUUCCUGGGAUAACUACACCCUUGCUGAGUGGCAGCACUUUGUGGGCAGGAGCAGAUAUGGAGCAGAGUCCCAGAAUCUGACAGUGAAAGCCCUGCUGGUUGCGGCAUACUCCUUCAUCAUUGUGUUCUCGCUCUUUGGGAACCUCCUGGUGUGUCACGUCGUGGUCAAGAACAAGAGGAUGCAAUCUGCCACCAGCCUGUUCAUUGUAAAUCUGGCCAUGGCAGACAUAAUGAUCACGCUUCUUAAUACUCCCUUUACUUUGGCUCGUUUUGUGAACAGUACCUGGAUCUUCGGGAAACAAAUGUGUCACGUCAGUAGGUUUGCACAGUACUGCUCUCUGCACGUCUCUGCCCUAACCCUCACAGCAAUUGCAGUGGACAGGCACCAGGUUAUCAUGUACCCAUUGAAACCUCGCAUUUCCACUGCAAAAGGCGUUGUCUACAUCUCAGUUAUCUGGAUCAUGGCCACCUGUUUCUCCCUCCCGCAUGCUAUCUACCAAAAAUUAUUCACUUUUGAAUACAGUGAAGAAGUUAUCCGCUGCCUGUGUCUCCCAGAUUUCCCUGAACCAGCUGAUCUCUUCUGGAAGUAUCUGGACCUAACAACCUUCAUCUUGCUCUAUGUUCUGCCCCUUUUGAUCAUCUCUGCUGCCUACCUAACAGUGGCCAAGAAGCUUUGGCUGCGCAAUGCUAUAGGGGAUGUGACUACAGAACAGUAUUUUGCCCUUCGUAGAAAGAAUAAAAAGACCAUUAAGAUGUUGAUGUUGGUAGUUGUCCUCUUCGCUGUUUGCUGGUUCCCAUUAAAUUGCUAUGUCGUCCUCCUUUCCAGCCAGACUAUUCGCACCAACAAUGCCUUAUACUUUGCUUUUCACUGGUUUGCAAUGAGCAGCACCUGUUACAACCCCUUCAUUUACUGCUGGCUCAAUGACAAUUUCAGGUUGGAACUGAAGUCUUUGCUCAACAUGUGUCAAAAACCCCCUGGGCCAAAAGAGCACAAGCAUCCAUCCAUGGUUCCCUCCUAUAAAGUAGCCUGGCCAGAAAACAGCAACUGCAAGAAGUUUCAGGUCUCCCACGGGCUUCCCUCAAUCUCUAAUAGCCAACUGGGGAAGACAGACAUCUCUUCAGUUGAACCUAUUGUUGCUGUGAGUUAAAUGAGGUAACAAUAUGAGUGGUUGUGGGGGAAGUAUCAGGAUUCACCAAAAACUGAAGAUUUA
Messenger RNA from Alligator sinensis (Chinese alligator), 1493 nucleotides. It is a transcript of the gene GPR83, whose product is annotated as G protein-coupled receptor 83. The transcript is spliced from 4 exons. Lineage: Eukaryota; Metazoa; Chordata; Crocodylia; Alligatoridae. Gene Ontology annotation, molecular function: neuropeptide Y receptor activity. The record is from RefSeq and is a predicted model, not a curated record. The coding region runs from base 159 to 1430 and encodes 423 amino acids. Gene Ontology annotation, biological process: neuropeptide signaling pathway. Gene Ontology annotation, cellular component: membrane.